Penicillium subrubescens is the source of this 222-nucleotide messenger RNA. RefSeq lists its product as uncharacterized. The record is from RefSeq and is a predicted model, not a curated record. NCBI's taxonomy places the organism in Eukaryota, Fungi, Ascomycota, Eurotiomycetes, Eurotiales, Aspergillaceae. Bases 1 to 222 code for a protein of 73 amino acids. The transcript has 2 exons.
AUGGGUACCCUUGAAGACAUUCACCAGCAAGUUUGGACGUCUGAGGUACGCCUAAGCCCGUACAACCGCAACAACAAUAUAUACCUUUUUGGGAGCUUGAAGCCGGAAAACGGGUCACUAAUUAGAAAUGGCCGUACUCACGCUCUGUCAUCAGACGGAAACGGCACUCAGUUGGGCGAGACACAGGGAUUAGAGACCGAUGGAAAUAUGUCCGAUGAAUGA